This is a messenger RNA of Arabis nemorensis, 1806 nucleotides long. Lineage: Eukaryota; Viridiplantae; Streptophyta; Magnoliopsida; Brassicales; Brassicaceae. The record is from the annotation of a GenBank genome assembly.
AUGGGAGGUGAAGGAGAAGAUCUAGAGCCGCUUUUUGAUUAUCAUCGUGUUCAGCCAGCGAAUUUCGUUUGCAUUGACGACGACGAUUCUGAUGUCUCGGAGGUUCCGGUUAAGAAGAGAGCAAAAAUUUCCCAAAAGCCAGUUCUAAAGGAGGAUGAAGAUGUGAAAGUGAUUGAAGUAGCAGGUGAUGAUGAUUGGUUGCCUCCUCCACCAAAGGUUAUCUUUGACAAAAAUAAAGAGCCUGGUGAAGAUUCGACCAUUAAAGCAUUGAGAUCCAAGAAAAUGGAGCUCAUGUCAUUCGCGAAAAACGUAGCAGAUGUGAUGCAGGAAGUCGAGGAGUCUGCUAAACGGGAAGUUGAAGAAUCUCUCAAUCCAUCUUCAGAGGCUGCUGAUGUCGCUGCUGCUCAAGCACCAGAAGAGCCUAAGAAUGACAGGGCCAAGAUUGUCAUUACAAUACAGGACAAAAAUGGAAAAAAACAAUUCCGGGUGUAUGCUGAUGAGAAGUUUGAGCGGGUUUUCAAAAUGUAUACUGAUAAAGAAAAGCUUGACCCGCAAAAUAUUGUAUUUAUUUUUGACGGUGACAAGAUCAAUCCAUCGAUGACUCCUUCUAAUCUUGGGAUGGAGGAUGAUGAUAUGAUUGAACUCUUAGCAGACGAAUGCACGCACCUGCAGGUCGCAUCCGUCUACCAAAUCUGGAAUUUCAGUCCGUUCAACUAUUGCGAAAUCCAGAGUUUGUACAUCAACUUGGGCAUGGAAGGGAUCUCUGCUAAGACUGCCGAUGCAGCAAAUCUUUGUCUAAACUGUGAUGCAAAGGUCCAUUCAGCUAAUGCACUCUCAGGGAGACAUUUACGAACACUUUUAUGCGAUUCUUGUAAGAAUCAGCCUUGUGUUGUUCGAUGUCUUGACCACAAAAUGUUUUUGUGUAAUGGAUGCAAUGAUAAGCUCCAUGGUUGUGUCUCCCCUAAGCACAAUAGACGAGAUGUGAGCUGUUACACGAGUUGUCCUUCUGCUAAAGAUUUCGCCGUUAUGUGGGGUUUUCGAGUUACGGAUGAUGAUGUUUCGUUAGAACAAUCUUUUUCAAUGGUUAAACUUAAGGGACAAUCCGUAAUGAACAAGGUGCAAAGAGAAGCUGGUUUCAUCAUCUUGGAACAGAUUCUUGAAUUGGAGAAGAUUCAGCUUAGGGAAGUAAAUGAUGCUUUGUCCUUGACAGAACAAGCUGAUGAUCCAUCUCCAUUAGAGCUUCCGAAGCAAUCUGAAGAUCGGUUAAUCGAUCUUCCUCAGACUGGAAAAGAUCUAAUUGUUGACUUUUCACACUUGUCCUCGUCUUCCACACUUGGUGAUUCCUUUUGGGAAUGCAAAAGUCCAUAUAACAAGAACAGUCAGUUGUGGCAUCAAAAUAUACAAGACAUUGGAGUUUGUGAAGAUACAGUUUGCGAUGACGAUGACUUCCAUAUACCUGACAUUGAUCUCACUUUCCGAAACUUUGAAGAGAUUUUUGGCGCUGAUACAGAUCCGAUUGUAGACAAUAACAAUGUCUUCUUUGCGGGAACAUCAGCCCGCAAAUCAUUUGAGAUGAAGACAUUUUCUUCGCCAUUCAAUAAUUCGAUCUUUUCACCUAAACAAGCAUCCUCAUCUCUUUCAUUCUCAAGAUCUAACGGAGGAGGAGGCAGCGAAGCGCAUUACCCUCACAAUCACUCAGAGGAAGUCAUCUCUUUUUGUUCCCCUCUCUCUAACAACGCAAGACAAAAGGCCAUCUCAAGGCUCAAGGAGAAGAAGAGGGCACGCACAGAGGAGAAAAAAGCUUAG